Molecule: messenger RNA, 1263 nt
Organism: Darwinula stevensoni
Lineage: Eukaryota; Metazoa; Arthropoda; Ostracoda; Podocopida; Darwinulidae
Source: the annotation of a GenBank genome assembly
CUUCACCUCCACGUUCACGAUGAAGCAGUUGGUUCUUCUUCUCUUGGCGGUCUUUGCCGCUGCCGAGCGCAAGAGAUACGAUGGGUACCAGGUGAAACGAGUGUUCCCGAAAGACUCGGUGGGCCUGGAACACCUGGCCCAGAUGCGCCUGGAUAUCCGUCUCGAUUUCUGGACGGAAGUGCGAAAGCCUUCCACGGACAUCAUGGUGCCUCCCGAGGUGGUCGAGGAACUGGAAGGGCGACUCGGGGAACUCGACCUUCCUUUCUUGACUAUCAUCCGUGACGUCCAGAAACUUUCAGACGAACAGAAGGUGGCAGAGCCAAACGAAGAUGGGACUCCCAGGGCUAUGGAUUGGACAUCUUACCAUCGUCUCGUUGACAUCCACGGAUACUUGGACCAACUGGCGGAGGACUACCCAGACAUGGUGACUGUGAUGAGCAUCGGGUCCAGUUUCGAAAACCGAGACAUGAAGCUGGUCAAGGUUUCCACGGGAACGGCUUCGCAGAAGAUGUGGAUCGAUGGAGGUAUCCAUGCUCGAGAAUGGAUCUCCCCGGCCGUUGUGACCUACAUCCUUCGAGAGUUGGUGGAGAACUACGAAGAAAACAGGGAUGUCGUGGAUCUUUUCGACUGGUACCUCCUCCCGGUCCACAAUCCUGAUGGAUACGAAUACAGCCACACCAACGAGAGGUAUUGGAGGAAGACGCGAUCGGUGACGGAAUCCUCAUGUCGAGGAGUAGAUCCCAACCGAAACUGGGACUUCCAUUGGAUGGAGAGCGGAGCGAGCCAGAAUCCCUGCAGCGAGAUCUACGCGGGGCCGAUUCCAUUCUCGGAGAGCGAGACGAGCUCCGUCGCGGAAUUCCUCUUGGAUGAAAACGCGGACCGGACCUUCCAGGGAUUCCUCACCGUCCACUCCUAUGGCCAAUAUUGGCUGUGUCCGUGGGGCUAUGAUGCGAUCUAUCCCGAAGACUACGAUCUGCUGGAAGAAGCCGGCAUGAUGGGCGUCGACGCUAUAGAGGCCGUUUUUGGAACCGACUACAUAUUUGAUACCUCGGCUAUAGGUUUAUCUCCGGCGGCCGGCGGGUCGGACGAUUGGGCCAAGGGAGUCGGGGAGAUCCAGUACUCCUACACGCUGGAACUGCGAGACACUGGCUUCUGGGGAUUCGAACUCCCUGCCAGCCAGAUCAUCCCAACCGGCCAGGAGACCUGGGAAGGCGUGAAGGCCUUUGCUAGAUAUUUCCAAUAAACGUGUAUUGGCUAUGCUGA